GAAGGUUCAAGGGGCUAGUGAUCUGCCCACCAGACUGGGACACUUGCUAGUUCUAUACCCCAACCCUACCCCAGGCUUUCUGAUCUCUACUAGUCUGGGCGCUGGGAAGUCCAGCUGGAUGCAGGCAGCCUGGCUCUUGGGGGCCCUACUGGUCCCUCACCUUUUGAGUUUUGGCCAUGGAGCCCGAGGUCAUGGGAAGGAAUGGGAAGGAGUCUGGGGAGGUGCCCUGGAGGAGGAGCGAGAUCGGGAGUCACUGAUGUUGAAGAAUCUCCAGGAGGCCCUAGGGCUGCCCACUGGGGUGGGAAAUAAGGAUAAUCUUGCUGAAAACUCUGAAGGCAAAGAGGUCUGGGAGGCCACGGAGACUCAAGGGGAAGAAGAGGAAGAGGAAACCACCACAACACCUUCUUCUAGCCCCACUCCUUUCCCCAGCCCUUCUCCUACAUCAGAGGACACAGUCACUUACAUCCUGGGCCGCUUGGCCAGCCUCGAUGCAGGCCUACACCAAUUGCACAUCCGUCUGCAUGUUUUGGACACCCGUGUGGUUGAGCUGACCCAGGGGCUGCGGCGGCUGCGGGAUGCCGCGAGUGACACCCGCGACUCAGUGCAAGCUCUGAAGGAGGUACAGGUCCGUUCUGAGCAGGAGCACGGCCGCUUGGAGGGCUGCCUGAAGGGCCUGCGCCUAGGCCACAAAUGCUUCCUGCUCUCGCGAGACUUCGAGACACAGGCGGCGGCGCAAGCGCGGUGUAAGGCGCGAGGUGGGAGUUUAGCGCAGCCUGCGGACCGCCAGCAAAUGGAUGCUCUAAGCCGGUACUUACGAGCUGCUCUUGCCCCCUACAACUGGCCAGUGUGGCUGGGAGUGCACGACCGGCGCUCGGAGGGGCUCUACCUUUUCGAGAACGGCCAGCGCGUGUCAUUCUUCGCCUGGCACCGCGCACUCAGCCCGGAGUCCGGCGCCCAGCCUAGUGCGGCAUCCCAUCCACUUAGCCCGGAUCAGCCCAAUGGCGGCAUCCUGGAGAACUGCGUGGCCCAGGCCUCAGACGACGGCUCCUGGUGGGACCAUGACUGUGAGCGGCGCCUCUACUUCGUCUGCGAGUUCCCUUUCUAGAGAGCAGGUCUCUGCCGCGGAGCUCUAGCGCACAUUCUGCACCGUACACCGCGCACCCUACUGUUAGGGGUCUGGGGUCGCUCAGAGAUUAAGCAAGACCAUGGAUACAUUUUAAUAAGAAGAGGCUUUUAAUUUUAGAUACUGGCACCCAGACUGAUUGGGGCCAAGGUCUACACCUGAGAUCGCUUCCAAGAUGCAAGCCCUAGCUAUUAUCAGCCCAGAGCUUAUAAAGGCAAAUCCCACAAGAUUGCAUGUAGCCUGAUGACAUGGAGGCAGGGGCUUAAAUUUUAACAUAUAUGUCUUGUAGUUGUCCUAGUCAUCCUUUGAGCAGAGGAAGCAAGAUUGAUUACAAAAGCAGAGAUAGCAGUUAGUCGUACAACUAAAUUUGCUAGAACAGCAAAUUUUACAAGACCAAUCAAUUUCAAAAUAGUCUUCAAUAUCUGGGAGAAAGGGGAAGUGGACUGCUAGUGUACAGCCUGCACAAGCUAGGAGCUUUCGUCUUAGAGCCAUAUUUGCUUUGGUCUCUCAAGCGUAGUGAGUCUAAACUUCUAAAUGUAAUGUUGAAUACCUACGGUGUACAUUCUGCACCCUGUACCCUACACUGCGCCCUACAUCCCACUCUGUACACCUUUCAUUCUACAACCUACAUAGUGCAACCUGCACCUUGAACCCUCCUUGGGCCAGAAGUGCCACCAAUCCUGGCUGGUCCCCCACCCCCACCCUGAGAGAUAGCCUGUACAACUUCUCCAUGUCCCCCCACCUGUCUUUGAAACUUCAAGGUCCCAACUAGGCCCGGUGCCAAUAAAUCCUUUUAAAAUAUAA
Messenger RNA from Rattus norvegicus (Norway rat), 1927 nucleotides. RefSeq names its product C-type lectin domain containing 11A (gene Clec11a). Gene Ontology annotation, cellular component: extracellular region; cytoplasm. The record is from RefSeq and is marked provisional. NCBI's taxonomy places the organism in Eukaryota, Metazoa, Chordata, Mammalia, Rodentia, Muridae. Gene Ontology annotation, biological process: signal transduction.